This is a messenger RNA of Melitaea cinxia (Glanville fritillary), 1107 nucleotides long. RefSeq names its product methionyl-tRNA formyltransferase, mitochondrial. NCBI's taxonomy places the organism in Eukaryota, Metazoa, Arthropoda, Insecta, Lepidoptera, Nymphalidae. The record is from RefSeq and is a predicted model, not a curated record. The transcript is spliced from 5 exons. Gene Ontology annotation, molecular function: methionyl-tRNA formyltransferase activity. Gene Ontology annotation, cellular component: mitochondrion. Bases 5 to 1084 code for a protein of 359 amino acids. Gene Ontology annotation, biological process: biosynthetic process; conversion of methionyl-tRNA to N-formyl-methionyl-tRNA.
UUAUAUGUCAGAUUUCUACUUUCAAUGGCAGGUAAAUAAAAGGUUAAUAAUGACAACUAAAUUUUUUAACCUAUCUAUAAUUUACACAAAACUGUUUUUAAAAGAAAAAUAUAUUUGUUUUUAUGAAAACCUCUCUAGAAGAUACUACAACGUACUUUUCUUUGGAUCUGACCUUAUUUCCCUUAAAAGCCUACAGAAAGUAAAUCAAUUUAGAAAAAGUGAAAAUAUCAUCAAACGAUUGGACCUGGUUACAGCGAACAGCAGUAAAAACAAAACAAUCAUUGAAAAAUAUGCACAAACUGAGAACAUUAGAUUAUUACAAUGGCCUCAUCUUGACAUAAAAAAUAACGAAUAUGACAUAGGAAUUAUAGUAGCAUUUGGACAUUUAAUUAAAGAAGAUGUUCUCAAAAAAUUUCCUCUAGGUAUGGUUAAUGUACAUCCUAGUUUAUUACCACGAUGGCGUGGAGCAGCUCCAAUUAUUUAUACACUGAUGCAUGGUGAUGAGACUGCUGGAGUUUCCUUAAUGAAGAUUAAACCUAAUAUAUUUGAUGUUGGAGAAAUAAUAAGCCAACAAAAGGUAUUAAUAUCCAAAGAUAUAAAAUUACCAGAGUUAACUGAACAGCUUUCAGAUAUUGGAGCUGAUAUGCUGGUGGAGUGUUUAAGGACAUUGCCCACUUGCCUUACAAAAGCAAUACCACAGAGUAAUGAGGGUGUAACAUAUGCAAAGAAAAUAAACAAAGGAAUAAGUGAAGUUCGAUGGUUUAGUAUGAGUGCGAAAGAUGUUUAUAAUUUAUAUCGUGCGAUUUAUGGACUAUAUCCUUUAACUACAAAAUUCAGAGACAAACGGAUCAAACUUUUUAAUGCAUUUUUAGUCAAUAGUGAUCCUGAAUACACAAACAAAUCAGUUGGAUCACUGGAAUACUGCGAGAAUACCAAAGCUAUUAGAAUAUUGUGUAAAGAUAAACAAUUUAUUUAUUUCAGAACUCUCAGAGUGUUAGGUAAAAGAGAAAUAUCUGCUUUAGAUUUUUAUAAUGGUUACAUAAAAAAUGUUCCAUUAGAUAAAAGAAAUGUAGUGAUAUGUUAAAAUAAAAUACAAUCUAAAAAGAA